AGAACAUUGAUGAUGCCAAGCAGUCACUUGGAAUUCGUUGAGACUCCGUCCUCCUACCUUCUCCUCCCGAUGCCGUGACGCAGAGCCUAGGAGAGGAGGCAUGGAGAGGAGCACUGCCGCCCAGAGCUGGAGGACGGGCGAGGCCCUGGGGCUUCCGCCCCGCAGGGGCCUCUCGGCGGCGGUCAGGGGCCGCCCCCGCGGCGUGCUGGCCGCGCGGAGCGCAGGGGGGCGGGGAGGCAUCGAGCCCCCCUCGGGCACUCGUCUCUUCCCUCUGCGCCUCUAAUGUCCCCAGCCUGAAGCCCGAGAGGAGUGUCCAGGCGUCCCCUCACUGGCGGGAGCGGGAUCCGCGAUCGGCCGUCCGCACCGCCGUCCUCCUUGCCCCCCCUGGGGAGGAGGGCCACCGCUCCGCAGCCCGGGGGAGGGCAGGGGCCCUGGCGCGCCCCCCCCGGGGCGGGGGGGAGGGGGGAACGGGCGGGCGGGCCGGGCGGGCGCGCUGCGGCGGCCGCCCUGGCGGCGGGCUGGACCGCGGAGCGCUUGGGACUCGCAAUUGGCGGCGCGCCAAAGGGAUGGGAGCCACCGCCGCCACGUGGGCCCUCGCCGCCGCCGCGUGCGUCCAGGCCACCGCCAGCGAGGUCGGCAUCGCCGGCACCGCGGCUGGCUCGCCGGGCGUCCUGUCGGACCUCCCCGGCCCAGGGUUCCCCGGCCCCACGGCCGAGGCGACGAACGCCAGCUGGCCGAGCGGCCACCAGCCAAAGAGACUGGAGGCCUGGCCGUCGUCCUUCAACGCCACCAGCGGGAAGAGGACGUUGCUGCCUUGCUGGAAGGUGACGCCGCUCCACGACACGGCCACCGGAUGGCCCGGGAAGUGCCUGAAGCUCUUCCACGCCGAGAAGAUAGACAAAAACGGCGUGGAGGUGUGCAAGCGGGUGUGCACAGAGGAGCCGCGGUGCCCGGUGUGGCAGUACGUCAACGCGACCUCCAGCGGCCCCCUGACCCCCGGCCAGUGCUGGGUGGGCUUCGGCGAGAGCUGCGUCAGCCGCGGCGGCGAGUCGGACAGUGUCAUCGUCGAGGGGGCGCAGCGCCUCAUGCACGGCGAGGUGAAGGUCCUGAUGAACCUCUCUGGCUGGAAGGUCAACAACUUGUACCAUAUCGACAUGUCCAAUGAGGGUAACAUGGACGUGAGCAUCCUGCGCUGCAAGGCGUGGUGCUACUCCUCGAUCCACUGCGAGUAUUGGCAGUACGGGCCUGGUGGAUGCUGGGUUGACGCCCCCUGGUGGACGACGUCGAAGGGCACGUAUCCGGACAAGAGGG
Messenger RNA from Prorocentrum cordatum, 1311 nucleotides. The record is from the annotation of a GenBank genome assembly. NCBI's taxonomy places the organism in Eukaryota, Dinophyceae, Prorocentrales, Prorocentraceae.